Penicillium brevicompactum is the source of this 1956-nucleotide messenger RNA. Its product is annotated as acetyl-coenzyme A synthetase. The record is from RefSeq and is a predicted model, not a curated record. Gene Ontology annotation, cellular component: cytosol. The coding region runs from base 1 to 1956 and encodes 651 amino acids. The transcript has 5 exons. Gene Ontology annotation, molecular function: acetyl-CoA synthetase activity; AMP binding. NCBI's taxonomy places the organism in Eukaryota, Fungi, Ascomycota, Eurotiomycetes, Eurotiales, Aspergillaceae.
AUGUCUGAGGAGCUAGUGCAUGUACCCUCAGAAUGGCGAAUGCGACACCCCUAUGGUCCUCAUCUCACCGGUUUACUCGAAUACCGUGUUUUGUACGAAGAAUCAAUUCGCUCCCCAAACACAUUCUGGGCAAAGCAAGCCCACGACCUUCUUUCCUUUUCUCAAGACUUUCACACCACUCGCAUCGGGUCAUUCGAGGAUGGAGAUAAUGCGUGGUUCCUGGGUGGGCAAUUAAACGCCUCCUUCUGUUGUGUCGACAGACACGCAAUCAAGGACCCCAACCGAGUGGCUCUCAUCUACGAGCCAGAUGACCCACAAGACGGUUCCCGAAAUAUCACAUAUGGCGAAGUUCUCCGACAGAUCUCUCGCUUGGCAGGGUGUCUGCGGGCCCAGGGAGUGCGAAAGGGUGAUAUCGUCACCAUUUACAUGCCUAUGAUACCAGAGACUAUCUUCGCCAUGCUUGCGUGCGCAAGACUUGGCGCUGUUCACUCUGUUGUGUUUGCAGGGUUCUCUGCGGAUGCCCUACGAGAUCGAAUUCUGGACGCAAAGUCCCGAGUGGUUAUCACUACCGAUGAAGGUCGACGAGGUGGGAAAAGCAUUCCCACCAAGACAGUUGUCGAUAGCUCCUUGGAGAGCUGUCCGAGUGUGUCUACAGUUUUGACUUUCCGACGCACGGGCGGUGAUGUCUCUUGGGUGACUGGAAGAGACUUGUGGUGGGACGAAGAACUGAAGAAAUACCCUGCUUAUAUCUCGCCUGUUCCCGUGGACUCUGAAGACUACCUCUUUCUUUUGUACACGUCGGGAUCAACUGGAAAGCCCAAAGGAGUAUUACACAGCACUGCUGGUUAUCUUCUGGGUGCUGCAGUGACUGGUAAAUAUGUCUUUGAUCUCCAUCAACAAGACCGCUUCUUCUGUAGCGCAGAUGUUGGAUGGAUCACCGGACAUACAUACACGGUAUAUGCUCCGCUGAUGCUCGGAUGCACGACGGUAGUUUUUGAGGGCACGCCGGCGUACCCCAGCUUUACCCGGUAUUGGGAGAUUCUUGCUCAAAGCGCUGCAACUCAUUUUUAUACGGCACCGACAGCAUUACGUCUCUUGAAGACCAAUGUCAAAAAGGAGGAAAUUGAAACAUUUGAUCUGAGUCACUUGCGCAUCCUCGGCUCAGUUGGUGAGCCAAUCGCACCGGAGACAUGGAAAUGGUUCCAUGGCUAUUUUGGAUCAUACCAAACGACUUUGACCGAUACAUACUGGCAAACUGAAACUGGAUCUCAUGUCGUUGCUUCCUUGGCCGGAGUCACUCCAAUGAAACCAGGAUGUGCAUCUCUUCCGUGUUUUGGAAUCGAGCUGGCCAUUAUUGACCCGGUAAGUGGCGAGGAAUUGAAAGGGAAUAUGGUUGUGGGGGUGCUGGCUAUCAAACAACCCUGGCCUAGCAUGGCUCGAACAAUCAAAGACAACCACGAUCGGUACAUGGAAGCAUAUUUCGGCAUUUACAACGGAUAUUACUUCACCGGAGACGGCGCCUAUAGAGAUCACGAUGGAUACAUUUGGAUCCGGGGACGAGUGGAUGAUGUGAUCAAUGUUUCAGGCCAUAGAAUCUCAACCUCAGAAGUUGAAAGUGCGCUUCUUGAGCAUGCUGCCGUGGCAGAAACAGCGAUAAUCGGCGUCCCAGAUGACCUCACAGGCGAAGCGAUCAACGCAGUCGUCUCCCUCAAAGCACCCGAUAUGUCAAUUAAUAUUGAAGCUGAGUUGGUUCUCCACAUACGUCGAACAAUCGCUCCUUUCGCGGCACCAAAGAGAAUCUUCAUAGUGAAAGAUCUCCCAAAGACUAGGAGUGGGAAAAUCGUGCGUCGAAUUCUGCGAAAAAUCCUGAUUGGAGAGAAAAACUUUGGGGACAUUUCAACGUUGGCCGAUCCUGGUGUGGUGGAAGAGAUCGUCAAGGUGUUAGCAAUAAAUUGA